Messenger RNA from Drosophila navojoa, 1036 nucleotides. It is a transcript of the gene Txl, whose product is annotated as Thioredoxin-like. NCBI's taxonomy places the organism in Eukaryota, Metazoa, Arthropoda, Insecta, Diptera, Drosophilidae. The record is from RefSeq and is a predicted model, not a curated record.
GUUUGUAAAAACCUGCCAGUCAUUUUGCAUUUAAUUCUAUUGGAAAAGCAAACAUGGCAGUACGUGUAAUAAACGACGAAUCACAUUUUCAAGCGGAGCUCUCCCAGGCGGGCAUACGUCUAGUUGUUGUAGAUUUUACGGCAACAUGGUGCGGGCCCUGCCAAAGAAUCGCGCCCGUGUUUGACACGUUUCCCAAUAAAUAUCCCAAAGCCAUAUUCCUUAAGGUGGAUGUGGAUAAGUGUCAAGACACCGCAGCUGGCCAGGGUGUCUCUGCUAUGCCAACAUUUAUAUUUUAUAGGAACAGAACCAAAAUCGAUCGUAUUCAAGGUGCUGAUAUAAUGGCUUUGGAGGCGAAAAUAGAGGAGCACAUUGGCACGGGUGUUGCCGAGGAAGCAGGCGAAGAUUACGGCCAAGGAUUGAUGGAGCUGAACACGUUCAUCUCGAAGCAGGAAUGCGAAUGCUUGAAUGAAUCCGACGACCACAACUUGAAGCAUGCUCUUACCCCGGCCGGAGGGUUCCUGCAGUCGGAUUGCGAUGAGCAGCUCAUCAUGUCGAUAACAUUCAAUCAAGCUGUCAAAAUACAUUCGCUUAAGUUCAAGGCACCCCCCAAAUUGGGUCCCAAGGAGGUGAAGCUAUUCAUUAAUCAACCACGCACCAUUGACUUUGAUUUGGCCGAAUCCAUGAGCAGCGUACAGGAUCUGACCUUGGCCGAGAAGGAGCUGGAGAAGGGCAAUCCCGUCAAUCUACGAUACGUGAAAUUCCAGAAUGUACAAAACAUACAGAUCUAUGUAAAGAAUAAUCAAUCGGGUGGCGACGUUACUCAAAUUGAUUACAUUGGCUUCAUUGGCUCCCCGAUUAUAACAACUAAGAUGACGGACUUUAAGCGUGUCUCUGGCAAAAAGGGCGAAAGUCACUAAAGCGCAUCGCUUGGCAUUCAAAUUGAACUUUUAGUGAUUGCUCCUCUUGUGCUUUCAACUUAAAAUUACACAUAACACCAUAACUAAGGAAAUGCAUUAACAAUGGACAACUAACAAAU